Messenger RNA from Pisolithus orientalis, 953 nucleotides. RefSeq names its product cyclophilin-like domain-containing protein. Gene Ontology annotation, molecular function: peptidyl-prolyl cis-trans isomerase activity. Gene Ontology annotation, biological process: protein folding; protein peptidyl-prolyl isomerization. NCBI's taxonomy places the organism in Eukaryota, Fungi, Basidiomycota, Agaricomycetes, Boletales, Pisolithaceae. The record is from RefSeq and is a predicted model, not a curated record. The transcript has 7 exons. The coding region runs from base 83 to 631 and encodes 182 amino acids.
GUUUUUUUAUUCACAAAGUCGACGCUCAAGCGCGUCUUCAAAAUUUUCAUUCUCUUUUCGUUCAUCUUGCUUACGGUUCAAAAUGUCAACGGUCUUUCGCCGCUUCAUGUCUGCUGCGUCCAAGUCCAGCAACGUCUUCUUUGACGUUUCAGUGGGACCCAAACCUCUCGGACGCAUAGUGUUCAAGCUCUAUGAUGAUGCCGUGCCAAAGACCGCACGUAAUUUCCGGGAGUUGGCUGCUGGCUUUAAACAAGAGGGCAAGCAGCCAAUAGGUUACAAGGGAAGCACGUUCCAUAGGAUCAUUCCUGAGUUCAUGAUCCAAGGCGGUGAUUUCACGCGACACAAUGGUACAGGCGGAUUAUCGAUAUACGGCGAGCGAUUCCCGGAUGAGAAUUUCAUCCACAAACAUGACAAGCCGGGACUCUUGUCCAUGGCUAAUGCCGGCCCAAAUACUAAUGGAUCACAGUUCUUUAUUACAACUGUUGUCACGUCUUGGUUAAACGAUAAGCACGUCGUCUUUGGAGAGGUAGUCGAGGGCAUGGAAGUCGUCAAAGCAAUCGAAGCACAGGGCACGAGGAGUGGGCAACCCCGAGCCAGGGUACAAAUAACCGAUUCGGGUGUCGUAGAGUAGAGGAUAUUGAUUAAUAGCUUUGGACGACAUGAUUAUUCAUGGAUUUCAUUGUCCUCUCAUUGUGCCCCCCUUUUGGUGUGUAUCCACAUUAUUUUUUUUCAUGAUGCCAGUGCAAACUGUACUGAAUGGGCCCCAAAUAAGAUCUUUGAAUCUUAACUUCUGUUCCUAAUCAAAGGGCAUGGACAUAAACCCAGAUGACCUGAUUGUAAUGCAAAAAGAAAUGGCAAGAUAUGCCCUCACGAGUUGGCAUCCCCCUAGAUUCCCCUGUAUUUCAGGCCAAAAGUGGUCACUUUGUAUGGCGAUAUCUUGUCAAUGACUGCAC